UUUUAUUUAAUAUUUUUAUUAUUUUUUGCCUUUUGAACUCAUUUCCAACUGUAUACUCCACGUUUUCACAGUUUAUAAGUACUAACCGGAUGUCGUCAAAUCUAUAAUUUUUAUUGUGCAUAACGCCACCUCAUAUUAAUUUUAUAAUAAUUUAGGGUCUAAUUUUAAUUUAUCUUUCAUCUAUACUAUAAUUUAACAGGUUGAUCCCGUUAUAUUUUGUACAAUAUUUAAUGCGGGUAUCAACAACACCGAAAUAUGGUUUACCAUCAGUUUCUCCUAAGCAAAGUUUAUCUUAAACUGCAAUUUAAAUUUAUAAAAUUAUUAUGCUCCUCUGGAACAUUUGAAUCACAUUAUCUUCAAUGAUUCAAGCUUAUAUCCCCGUUCAACAACAAUCUUAGAAUUUUUUAACAUUGUUACAUUAAAAGACCAUUUCUUUGCCAAAAUUUGGCAUUCCAGAUAUUUUAAAAAAGUUUUCAUUUAUAAAAUUUACAGAUAUUCGAUAAUAAAUUGAACGAUGUCCGAAUGUGAUACCAUGGAGAUACUGGCAUCUGCCGAGCUUGAAUUGGAGAUGGCUCACUCAGUUUCAAAGCCAAUCCCGACAACUUCUGGGUUUUUGGUUGAUUCCAAUAUUGACUCGGUUGAUCAAACCCCGUUACGGCUUUCAAAUCGCAAGGUUUCCAAGUUAACCGACGUGGAAGAAAGCAUAUCAUCUCACCCUUUGAUUUCAGCCUUGUUUAGCACUAGGAAUCCUAGGGAUGUUUCCAGCGGAGUUUCCUCCGGCAUUAAGAGCAUAACCAAGGGCGUUGUGAUUGGAGCCACAGGUCUGGUCAUCUGCCCGGUGGUAGGACUAUCCAACGAUGGAGUUAAGGGAUUUUUCAAAGGUGUUGGUGCCGGAGUGUUGGCUGCCAUUAGUCUACCACUUGCAGGAAUUGGCGUUUCUUUAUACCAAGUCACACGGGGAGUAAUAAACACACCUCACGCCAUUUGUCAGAAGGCCUCCGGGAAGGUUUGGAAUAAAGAAGACCGCGUUUGGGAAGAUAACUGGUAUUCUCUGGACGAGGAGUAUAGGCAAAUCAAGCAAUACAUAACUGACUCCUCAAACACGGAAAAUUUUACUGAUGGGCGUAAUAGAGUAAAUAAUGAGGAAGGUGAGGGCAAAAAAGUGUUUGAGACUGAGUUGUACGACAUACUUCAAGUGCCUACAAAUGCAAGUCAGGAGUGUAUAAGAAGGUCAUAUUACAGGUUAGCACUAAAGUACCACCCUGACAAGAACACCAAUGCUGAUGGCGACAGUGACUACAACGAGAUUUUCUCACGAUUGGGCGAGGCUUAUCAGAUUUUGGGAGAUGAGCACAGGCGCAAAAAGUAUGACGCCCACGGUCGUUCAGCUAUAGACGAGAUGCCAAUCCUGGAGUCUCAGUUGUUUUUCAGCAUGUUAUUUGGAACUGAAGCACUGGAGCCCCUUAUAGGUAAACUCCGCAUGGCUCUUUACCUGGAGCUUGAGAUGAGGGAUGAUUUGUCAAAAACUCAGCACGAUUUUUAUAAGCUUCAGCAGGUUCGCGAGGUCCAAAUCGCAGUGUACCUCCGCGAGUACAUCCGCAGCUUCGUCUGCGGUGAACACGACGAGUUCAGAAAGAAGGUGAUUGAUCAUGUGAAGGAACUCUGCAAGAACAGCUUUUCAGUGGCCGUGGUUGAGACUUUGGGCUGGACCUACCUGAAUUACGCCAAGGAGUACAUAGGAAAGAGGUCGUCGUUCCUGGGCAUAUCUGGCAGAGUAGCCAAGACUAAGCACAAGACCAGGAACUUCCGCAAAUAUUUCAAGACCUACGUUUGCUUUUUAAAAACCGCGAUUCUAGAAUCUGGCCACAACCGCACCUGUGAUGCCGAUGAACCUUUGAUUUCAGAUGUGGGAGUCAAUUAUAACGAGAAGUCGAUUCCAGUAAUUCUUGAUGCUAUGCUCAACGUUUGCCUUAUUGACAUCCAGAACACGGUUCGUGCCGCCUGUAAGCGUCUUCUCAAGGACAUGUCAGUCGACUCAUCAUGGCGUCUAAGGCGUGCUGACGCGCUACUCGAGAUUGGGAAGAUCUUUUUGCAAGUUGCCAAGGAUUUCAAGCCCCAGUUCUCAGCCGAGGCAACAAACGACACUCGCCAACGUAUGAACAUGCAUCAGAGGGAUAAGAACGAGCGCAGGAACGUACACUACUCAAACGAGCCCUUUUACUAAUUCUCUAAUCUAUUUAUCACAUAA
Messenger RNA from Theileria parva strain Muguga, 2248 nucleotides. It is a transcript of the gene ATJ10, whose product is annotated as X-domain of DnaJ-containing family protein. The record is from RefSeq and is a predicted model, not a curated record. The coding region runs from base 515 to 2224 and encodes 569 amino acids. Lineage: Eukaryota; Apicomplexa; Aconoidasida; Piroplasmida; Theileriidae. The transcript has a single exon.